CGGCAACGCAGUGGUCGAUGUCUGGCAGCGAGAGGUCGGCGAACUAUCCGGCAGGAAUUUCGUUUACAGUCUCGGCGUCUCUGAGGUGUAGCGCACAUCUGUUGUACUUCUACUUCAUCUUCACUUAGAUUGGAUAUACCUGCAUUGCUGCUCGCUGCCUACCUUGGUGCUUGCCGAGCAUUGUGGCAAUGUUAUUUAGGGUUGUAAUGAAACUGAGCAAAUUACCUCUGCUUCCUUGUAUGCCUACCCUAAGAAAUAGGCUUAACCAUGACAAUAUAUUCCUCUGUUAUUGUGGCUUACCUUCCUUAAUCAGGAGCUUUUCCCAAACACCAAAAAUAUACCAGUUAAACAAAAAAAUAUCCCAUUUAAUUCGAUCUGGCAGAUUAAAUGAAGCGAGAGCUUUGUUUGAUUCCAUGAGUGAGCGGAAAAUCAUUACUUGGAACUCAAUGAUUACUGGAUAUGUUCAACGGAGAGAGAUGGCUAAGGCACGUCAGCUGUUCGAUGAAAUGCCUGAGAGGGAUAUUGUGUCUUGGAAUUUGAUGAUAUCAGGCUACAUAUCAUGUCACGUUAGUCGGUACAUUGAGGAGGGAAGAAAAUUGUUUGAUCAAAUGCCGGAAAGAGAUUGUGUUUCAUGGAAUACCAUGAUUAGUGGAUAUGCAAAAAAUGGGAGGAUUGACGAGGCUUUGAAGCUAUUUAAUAGAAUGCCUGAACGUAACAUUGUGUCAUGGAAUGCUAUUAUUACUGGGUUUUUAUUGAAUCGUAAUGUGGCUCUGGCAAUUGAAUUUUUCAAGAAGAUGCCUAGGCGUGAUUCAGCAUCUCUUAGUGCACUUAUAUCAGGACUCAUUCAAAAUGGUGAAUUGGAUGUGGCUGCUAGAAUUCUGCAUGAAUAUGGCAAUAUUGAUGAAGGAAAAGAAGAUUUGGUACAUGCCUAUAACACCCUGAUCGCUGGCUAUGGCCAAAAAGGGAGGGUGGAAGAAGCUCGACGCCUAUUUGAUCAUAUACCAAAUUAUCAAGGUCAAACAGAUGCAGGUAAAAAUAAAUUUAAACGAAAUAUGGUUUCUUGGAAUUCCAUGAUGAUGUGCUAUGUGAAAGUGGGUGAUAUUCUUUCUGCUAGGGAUCUCUUUGAUCAAAUGGUAGAGCGAGAUACCUUCUCUUGGAACACCAUGAUCAAUGGCUAUGUUCAAAUUUCAGCUAUGGAAGAGGCUUCAACCCUUUUUAGUAAGAUGCCAAAUCCUGACACAUUUUCAUGGAAUUCAAUAAUAUCUGGGUUUGCGCAGAUAGGUGAUUUAAAACUUGCAAAAGAUUUCUUUGACAGGAUGCCUCACAAAAACCUGAUCUCAUGGAACUCAAUAAUAGCAGGCUAUGAGAAAAAUGAAGACUAUAAGGGUGCCAUUAAGCUCUUCUCACAGAUGAAACUUGAAGGACACAGACCAGAUAGACACACGUUAUCUUCAGUCCUUAGCGUCUCUACUGGUUUGGUGGAUCUUUACCUUGGUAAGCAGGUACACCAGCUUGUCACAAAGACUUUUAUUCCAGAUGUGCCAAUAAACAAUUCCCUAAUCACCAUGUACUCAAGAUGUGGAGCAAUUAUUGAGGCACGUAAUGUAUUUAAUGACAUGGAGCUAAAGAAGGAUGUAAUCUCUUGGAAUGCAAUGAUCGGAGGCUAUGCAUCCCAUGGCUUUGCUGCAGAGGCUCUAGAGCUUUUUGAAUUAAUGAAGAGGUCUAAAGUUCACCCUACGUAUAUAUCAUUUGUUUCUGUUUUGAAUGCAUGUGCCCAUGUAGGUUUGGUUGAAGAAGGGAAGAGGCAAUUCCAUUCCAUGAUUAAUGAAUAUGGUAUUGCACCACGAGUCGAGCACUUUGCCUCCCUUGUGGACGUUGUGGGUCGGCAUGGGCAACUUGAGGAAGCUUUAGAUUUGAUAAAUAAUAUGCCAUUUGAACCAGAUAACGCCGUGUGGGGUGCACUCCUAGGUGCUUGUAGAGUCCACAAUAAUGUAGAAUUAGCCCAAGUAGCAGCUGAAGCUUUGAUCAGGCUUGAACCAAAAAGUUCAGCUCCUUUUGUAUUGUUAUAUAAUAUGUAUGCUGAUUUAGGACAAUGGGAUGAUGCAGAGAAAGUGAGAGUGUCAAUGGAAAGAAGAUCAAUCAAGAAGCAAACAGGUUAUAGUUGGGUAGAUUCUUCCAAUUGUCAAUGAUAGUUCUUUAUUGCAGGAAGACUCCAUUUUGUCGAAAUGCCUCAUCAGUGGGCUAUCAGGUCCUCCAUUCUGAUUGAGAUUUGUGGACUAACUAUUGUGAUGUUGCGUCACAAUAGACUUGACAAUUCUAAUGACAGAUCUUUCUUUCUCUAUCUAGUCAUUUGACUGGCAAAUUUUCAAUGUUAUUACCGUUUGAAAUUAACAUUUUAAUUUUAAUGACAGUUAUUUCUUC
Messenger RNA from Neltuma alba, 2421 nucleotides. Its product is annotated as pentatricopeptide repeat-containing protein At1g62260, mitochondrial-like. The transcript is spliced from 2 exons. Gene Ontology annotation, biological process: RNA modification. Gene Ontology annotation, molecular function: protein binding; RNA binding. NCBI's taxonomy places the organism in Eukaryota, Viridiplantae, Streptophyta, Magnoliopsida, Fabales, Fabaceae. The record is from RefSeq and is a predicted model, not a curated record. The coding region runs from base 189 to 2189 and encodes 666 amino acids.